AAUGUAGGCAGUGCUUUUCCUCUUUAAUUCCGCUCUUCCCCUCAACUUCCUGGCCUGAAUGCAGCUUCUGUGACCCCUUCCAAGUUCCAGAAGUGGCCCAGGGCAAAUGGUCUGGAGCUGUGCCUUGGUUUCCCCAUGUGCAAAACACCGUGAAUUAGCGGGUGGUGAACUGUCCCCGGUUCUUCCUGCUCCCAAUUUUGGGCAGUAGGCAUACAGUAGGCGCUUAAUGUAUACUGACAGUACAAACGACCUGCGGGUCCGCAGCGCCAGGCUCCUAGACGGUCAGCUGCCACACCCCGCGGGGCGGAGCAGCCCGCUGGCAGGGUUCGGCCCUUUUGGGGAACACACUGUGAACGCCAGCUGGAUUGCAGUCCAGGAGCUGGAGAAGCUGGGUCUUGGUGACAGCGUGGACCUGCACGUGUACGAGAUUCCGGUUGAGUACAAAACGGUGCAGAGGCUCAUCCCCGCCCUGUGGGAGAAGCACAGUCCUCAGCUGGUGGUGCAUGUGGGGGUAUCGGGCAUGGCAACCACAGUCACACUGGAGAAGUGUGGACACAACAAGGGCUACAAGGGACUGGACAACUGCCGCUUCUGUCCUGGCUCUCAGUGCUGCGUGGAGGACGGGCCUGAGAGCAUCGACUCCAUCAUUGACAUGGAUGCGGUGUGCAAGAGGGUCACCACGCUGGGUCUGGAUGUGACAGUGACCAUCUCGCAGGAUGCCGGCAGAGCCACGGCCGCUCGGCCUUCGUCCACGUGCCCCCGCUGGGCAAGCCCUACAACGCCGACCAGCUGGGCAGGGCGCUGCGGGCCAUCAUCGAGGAGAUGCUGGACCUGCUGGAGCAGUCAGAAGACAAACUCAGCUACUGCCACAAACACUGAGAGCCGCAGGCCUCCCAGGACCUCGCCCCGCUGGACCCAAGAGGGACAUCGCCCUCAGGGGCCUGGCCAGGAAGACAAGCGGUCGUCCGGGUCACCCAGCUCCUCUCCCUCUGCAGAAGCUCCGGUGGACUUGAAGCAGAGGCUGGGACUUCUCCUGUUCCCCUGUGCACUGGGGGACACAGCCGCCCCAGCCAGGAGGUAACCAGUGGGCCCAGA
Molecule: messenger RNA, 1095 nt
Organism: Urocitellus parryii (Arctic ground squirrel)
Lineage: Eukaryota; Metazoa; Chordata; Mammalia; Rodentia; Sciuridae
Source: RefSeq, a predicted model, not a curated record